GGGCCGGCCCUUUGCCUCAGGUCUCAGAUUCCCUUGGAUAGCCUCCAUAUCUGUGUGUUGCAUUAAGUGGUGUGUGGUACAGACCCGGCUGUCGGAAAGUCAGAAUGUUCUGCUGGCUUCUUGGAGGGAUACUUUGUAACUGAUAACUAACCAAGUAAACCUUGUUCAUAUCCUACGGCAGGGAGGAGUCAAAAUAAUAAAUGUUUGAAAUAAGGCUGAAGUGACUUUUUUUUUUUUUUCAGGAUGUCAGAAAGGAGGUUCUUCAAAGCCAUCACUGCCAGUGUCAUGAAGGCAUAUUCCCUUGUGGAUUCCAGUCAAGUGUCUACCUUCCUGAUCUCUAUUCUCCUCAUAGUCUAUGGCAGUUUCAGGUCUCUGAACAUGGACUUUGAGAAUCAAGACAAAGAGAAAGACAACAGCAGUGCCGCUGGGUCUUUUAAUGGCAACAGCACCAAUAACAGUAAGGGUAUUCAAACCAUCGAUUCCACCCAGGCGUUGUUCCUGCCCAUCGGAGCGUCCGUGUCUCUCCUUGUUAUGUUCUUCUUCUUCGACUCAGUUCAAGUUGUCUUUACAAUAUGCACAGCAGUCCUUGCAACAAUAGCUUUUGCUUUCCUUCUGCUCCCGAUGUGCCAGUACUUAACACGGCCUUGCUCACCUCAAAACAAGAUUUCCUUUGGCUGCUGCGGGCGUUUCACUGCUGCUGAGUUGCUCUCAUUUUCUCUGUCUGUGAUGCUUGUCCUUAUCUGGGUCCUAACUGGCCACUGGCUCCUAAUGGAUGCUCUGGCUAUGGGCCUGUGUGUUGCAAUGAUAGCCUUCGUUCGGCUGCCGAGCCUGAAGGUUUCCUGCUUGCUGCUCUCUGGGUUACUAAUUUAUGAUGUCUUUUGGGUCUUUUUUUCUGCCUACAUCUUUAACAGCAAUGUUAUGGUGAAAGUGGCCACACAACCAGCUGAUAAUCCCCUGGAUGUGUUAUCCCGGAAACUUCACCUGGGACCAAAUGUAGGCAGAGAUGUUCCCCGUCUGUCGCUGCCUGGCAAACUUGUAUUCCCAAGUUCCACAGGGAGCCACUUCUCCAUGCUGGGGAUUGGAGAUAUUGUGAUGCCAGGGCUUCUGCUCUGCUUUGUCCUGCGUUACGAUAACUACAAAAAACAAGCCAACAGUGAUUCCUGUGGUGCCCCAGGACCAGGGAACAUCUCUGGGCGGAUGCAAAAGGUCUCUUACUUUCACUGCACACUUAUUGGCUAUUUUGUAGGUUUAUUAACUGCAACAGUAGCUUCUCGUAUUCAUCGGGCAGCCCAGCCUGCCCUGCUCUAUUUGGUACCAUUCACUUUAUUGCCACUCCUCACCAUGGCCUAUUUAAAGGUAAGAGGGCAGGACACGUGGGCAGCAGGGAGCUCUGGGCCAGCUGGCAGCAGGGUCGCUGUCCUUGCACUGGGCAGCAGCUCUGGGGGAUGAUGUGUGUCCCUGGCAGGCCUGGCCCAGAACAGGGGAACCUCUGCUCUCGGGUCAGUCUUCACUUCAGAGGACUGAACAACUGAGAAAUUAAUUCCUGAAAUAGAAGAUCAUUAAUGCGCAUAAAGUACCAGUAAUUCUAAACUGAAUAAAUUUUAAAUUCUAAAUUCUGUUAUAAUGAGUGAAUUUGUCCUUGUCCAGUUGGUCAUGAAGUACCACGUGCACAGAGUUUGAACAGUGACUGGAGAGGCACAGCCUUGCUUGCCUCUUCCCAGUCACCUGCUCUGAACAGAAAUUGUGAAAUUUACCUUUUCUGUUCCAGGGCUGUUGUUGAAGUACACAUCUAGCACUCUGCAGAGCAGAACAUAAGAAAGGGCAGGAUUUUCAACCCGAGUAAUUAUUUCCUUCCCAUCUGAAACCUAUUUUGGGUAUAUCUGCUAUAAAAGUAAGACAUUCUGGCCUGACAGAGAAAGGAUUUAUUUUUACUGCCUUUAUUGUAAUUUGCAAAACAGGUGAAGAAGAUAUUUGCUCUAAGAUUUGUUUGCAAUUCUGUGUGCACUUUAAAAUGUGACUUCUAAGCAGAGUUGAGAGUUUCUGAGGGCAGGUCCUUGUGCUGUUUCCCUGCCCAGGGCGAUCUACGUCGCAUGUGGUCUGAGCCUUUCCACUCCAAGUCCAGCAGCUCCCGUUUCCUGGAAGUAUGAUGGAACGGACAGGAAGUGACCUGAACUUCUGCCUUGGUCCUUUUCACUUUAACUUGUGGCUUUGUUGUCUCCUAAAGCUGGACUGGCUGGUACUUGGGAAGGUACCAGUGAUGGGACAUGUAUGAAAGAACUUUGUAUUAAAGGAGGGAAAGAAACAAAAGCUAAAAUCGCAGAGCUCUGCGUGACUGCGUAUCUCCCUGCAGAUGUGGAAUUGGGGACCCUUUGUGCAACUGCAGCCACUUUCCUCUUUCCUCACUCAGAUGGAUUAGUACCAGACUAUUACUUUGUGAGAGAGGAAGAGACAGACUUGAAACUAAAAACGGCUUGAAGUCGUUCAAAAACUUGUGAACACUAAACACAAAAACAGUUAAGCAAACUGAGGCUUCUUCAGAGAACCCCUUGUGGACAUUGGGACCAGUUUCCUGCGGGACUUCAGUUUUGAAAAGAACUGAGACAGAAGAUCUUCUGUCACGAUAUUGGGUUUUUUUUGAUUUAUUAAAUAUUUCCUGUGGUGUGAGGUUACUUAUUAAAUCCACAGACAUUGAGUGACUUCUUGCAGUAUACAUAUAAAAAUUUGUUGUAACAAGUUACAUUUCCACCCAGAUGUCAUAUUGCAGUGAAAAAGGGCACGAUUUUUAUACAUAUAUAUAUACACACAUAUAGAUAUAUAUAUGAAUAAAUAAAAAGGAAAACCUGCUAAGAUCAUGCUGUGUAGCAGACAGGGGCUUGCUGUAAUUUUUAGCAUGUAGCACAGUUACUCUGGCUUAUGUAUAUGGAUCUACAAUGAGCUGCUGUUUUCCCCCCCCCCCCUUCCAACAACUGAACCUGCAGUUUAAAACCAAGUGUAGUAUUUGUACUGGUUGUACCAUGGACUUUAGGGGAUAUUUGAUUUGAUCAAUGUAGCAAACUAGGGAAGAAAAAAGUUCUAACCCAGCCCUGUGUGUCUGAGGGGGGAGGAGGUGGGGGGUGUCUUUUUUCUUUUUUUUCUCCUUUUUUAAUUUUUUUUUUUUUUACAAACAGCUCCCUUGCAGGUUUUUAGUAGUUUUUUCUUGACCAGUGCAUGUAUUAUAGCAGCAAUUGUCUUUGUGCUUUCUGAUCAUAGUAAUGUAUCACUUGUAAAUACAUUUUUUCUAUUUUCUAUUUUUUUGUAUUUUUUGCAUUUUGUUUCAUUAGUGUGCUGUAUUUUUCCAUGCCCCUGCCCCUCAAAGAAAAAAAAAAAAAGAAAAACUGUCCUUAACUGUUGUGACUGGUUGGAAUUUGUGUGUUGACCGCUUUGUACCUGUAGUCUGUUAAAAUGUGGAUUUUAUUCUUUCUUUUUUGAAAACCAGCAGUUCCAGUUGUUAUUUUCUUGACUGAAAGGCUUCCCUGAGGUAACUAAGCUUUCUUCCUUUCAAGCACUGUGCCAAGCUGGGUUUGGGGAGCUCUCCUGAGAGCUCACAGCUCUUAUUAGCUGACAGAUGCUGAGAAGUGUGUGUUAGUGGCAUGGGAGAAGGAGGAAUGUUGGAGCCUGGCUCUGACUGAGCAGUGGGGUGACUUUGGCACCGGUUUCCUUCCAGGUAAGGGUGGGGUUGGUCAAA
Messenger RNA from Cinclus cinclus, 3724 nucleotides. It is a transcript of the gene SPPL3, whose product is annotated as signal peptide peptidase like 3. Gene Ontology annotation, biological process: membrane protein proteolysis. The transcript has 10 exons. The record is from RefSeq and is a predicted model, not a curated record. Gene Ontology annotation, molecular function: aspartic endopeptidase activity, intramembrane cleaving. Lineage: Eukaryota; Metazoa; Chordata; Aves; Passeriformes; Cinclidae. The coding region runs from base 244 to 1449 and encodes 401 amino acids. Gene Ontology annotation, cellular component: Golgi-associated vesicle membrane; cytoplasmic side of endoplasmic reticulum membrane; lumenal side of endoplasmic reticulum membrane.